Messenger RNA from Acanthosepion pharaonis, 2001 nucleotides. The record is from the annotation of a GenBank genome assembly. NCBI's taxonomy places the organism in Eukaryota, Metazoa, Mollusca, Cephalopoda, Sepiida, Sepiidae.
AUGUACAAAACGGGGUGUUUCGAUUUCAACUCCGGACCUGUCUACAAAGAUGUCGUUAUCGAUGACCUGAUAACAACUGGCGGCGGCGAAUCAAAUGCGCCGGUCGUCGAAAUAAACUUAGAUGUGGUUCCGGUCACCGAGGCAGAAGCUGUCGCACCUGUCGUCGAAGAAGAGAUCGCUGCGGAAACUGCACCCGAAACAAUUGCCCCUGCCGAGGCCCCUGUGGCAGAAGAAGCUGCAGCUGAAGUCCCAGUAGAAGAGCCCAUCGUCCUUGCAGCACCAACAGAGGAAACCCCAACUGAGGAACCCGCUACAACACCGUCCGAAGAACCUGUUGCUGCCACUACUGACGAAUCUGGGGCAGCCCCUUCACCUCCAAGAGAUGAACCACCACCGCCGCCUCCACCUGAGGAUACUCCAGCAACGCCGCCUCCACCACCACCCGCAACGGCUGGGGAUUCCUCCCCGAUUGCACCUGGAGAUUCUUCAUCAACUGGUGCAUCGGUAGCAGAAAAAGAUGCCCAAACUGUAGCCAUCGAUUGGUCCAAGAUCCCUGACAUCCCAACUCAUGUUCCAUAUUUGUUGGUUGGCGCAGGAACUGCAUCAUUCGCGGCUUUUAGGUCAAUCAGGUCAGCUGAUCCUAAGGCCCAGGUGCUUGUUGUUGGCGAAGAGUCCUACGUCCCCUAUAUGCGCCCUCCACUUUCAAAAGAGCUUUGGUUCAGUGAAGAUGAGUCAACUGUUGAAACCCUCAAAUUCAAACAAUGGAAUGGAAAAGAAAGAAGCAUUUUCUUUGAGCCGGAAGCUUUCUAUGUGGAACCGAAAAAGCUGCCAUUUCAGGAGAAUGGAGGAGUCUCUGUGUUAACCGGACACAGAGUUGUAAAAAUAGACCCGAAGAAGCGGCAAGCAUAUCUUGAUAAUGGCAGCAUCAUAACAUAUGAUAAGUGCCUAUUGGCCACGGGGGGCACCCCCAAAAACCUGCCAAACAUCUCUUCUGCAGGUGAAGAAGUGGGAAAGCAUACGACUUUGUUUCGAAACAUCGAUGAUUAUCGCAGCUUGGAAAAAUCUUUGGGUGGUGCUAAAUCAGUUGCUAUCGUUGGUGGGGGUUUCUUGGGCAGUGAACUGGCAUGUGCCCUGGGUAAAAGAUCCAAGAAUUCUGACUUGGAGGUGUUUCAAGUAUUUCCAGAAUCUGGGAAUAUGGGUAAAGUAUUACCAGAAUAUCUUAGCACUUGGACCACCAACAAAGUGCAAAGUGAAGGGGUCACAGUUCUUCCAAAACGGGUUGUGAAAACUGCCUCAAUGAAAGGUGAUAAAGUGUCGUUAACUUUUGAGGAUGAAAGCACACUAGAUGUUGAUCAUUUAAUUGUUGCUGUGGGUAUUAAGCCAAACACAGAACUAGCAAAAACUUCCAGCCUUGAGAUUGAUGAGAAAUAUGGAGGUUUCUUAGUAAAUGCUGAACUCGAGGCCAGGUCCAACAUUUGGGUAGCUGGAGAUGCAGCUUGUUUUUAUGAUAUUAAACUUGGUCGUCGUCGGGUGGAACACCACGAUCAUGCUGUGGUAAGUGGUCGUUUAGCUGGGCAGAAUAUGACAGGGGCUGGCAAAGCAUAUUGGCAUCAGUCAAUGUUUUGGUCAGACUUGGGUCCCAGUGUGGGUUAUGAAGCCAUAGGUAUAGUUGAUUCCAAAUUGCCUACAGUUGGGGUAUUUGCUAAGGCAACUGCCAAAGAUACUCCCCAAGCAGUUGUUGAAGAGACUGGUGAAGGACUCAGAUCAGAAACAGAAUCUAGUGCUCAACCAUCUAUGGUUCCUGGAGAAUUACCAAAAGUAGUAUCAGAAGACGAUUAUGGUAAAGGGGUUAUAUUCUAUCUUAGAGAUAAUAUUGUGGUCGGUAUUCUUCUAUGGAAUGUUUUUAAUAAAAUGCCAAUUGCUCGCAAAAUCCUUAAGGAUGGCGCCGAGAGUGAAGAUCUGCAUGAAGUUGCCAAAUUAUUUAAGAUUCAUGAAACGUGA